Molecule: messenger RNA, 1116 nt
Organism: Macrosiphum euphorbiae (potato aphid)
Lineage: Eukaryota; Metazoa; Arthropoda; Insecta; Hemiptera; Aphididae
Source: the annotation of a GenBank genome assembly
AUGUUAUUAAAACAUUUUGACGUUUACUUGUUACCGCUGUUGUGCACGUUGCUCGUCAUUGGUUUUCACGCAACCGCAGGUCAGCUGGUACGAGUUAAACUUGAAAAGGACACAAGUCGGGUUGGUCAGGUUUGCAGACCGGACACAGAAUGUGUUCCUGGGUCCGAAUUUUGUGACAUAAAUUUGAGACCAGAAUACCAACAAAAAUGUGGUUUGGGAAAUGAAUUAUUAAUGAGCUUUUGCUGCCCUGUUGACAAAGUUAUUCAAAAAAGAGGUAGAAGAAUGACUAAUGACAACGAUGAAUCAGAAUUGGAUAAAGCUAUAGAUAGAGCAGCACCAGAACCCAUUAAACCGUUACUAGAAGAACUGGAAUGUGGACAAAACACAAAGUCUAUAUCAAAAAUUAUGAAUGUGCAAAAUGCUAAAGCUAGUGAUUGGCCAUGGAUGGCUGUGCUAUUAGAAACGACUAACUAUAUCAAUUUCUGUGGUGGAGUAUUACUUAAUCGACGAUUUGUGUUGACUGCUGCUCAUUGUUUUAAAAAACAUACAAAAGAAGAUACCGUUGUUAGACUUGGUGAAUACGAUUUCACCACUGACAACGAGACAAAAUACAUUGACUACAGGCUAUCAGAUAUUAGAUUACAUCCAGACUAUAGUCAAGCUACGCACGAGAAUGACAUCGCCAUAUUACGGUUAAAAAGACCUACAAUUUACAGUUCGUUUAUUCGGCCUAUUUGUUUGCCUAAAACCAACAUGGAAGUGUACAAAAAAAAUGCUGUUGUUGCUGGUUGGGGCCAAUUAGUUUUCGGUGGUGAAGUCAGUAAUGUUCUCCAAGAAGUGGCAAUACCAAUAUGGGAACAUGACCAGUGCGUUGCAGCUUUUUCACAACCAAUUUUCAAAACAAAUCUUUGUGCUGCAUCGUUCGAAGGGGGCAAGGAUUCCUGUUUGGGUGAUUCUGGUGGUCCGCUGUUAGUUCAAAGACAAGACGGAAAAUGGACUAAUGUUGGAGUAGUGUCUUGGGGCAUUAGUUGUGGAGAAGUCGGAUUCCCCGGCGUUUACACAAAAGUCACUUCAUACCUCAAAUGGAUAGCUGUGAAUGCACAGGAUGUCAUUUAA